GUUUGGAUUGGACAUUGUUGGUUUAAGUAUUGUUUAUCGUAUUUUAAAAAGAUUAAUACUGAAUAAAACACUAAAUAAGCACUGUAUUAAGGAUAACAAAUCGAUUAUAAGAUGACUCACCUUCCUUCCGUGCUCUAUAGCUAACGAAGACUUUAAGUGCCUUUGCGUGCCUUGUGCAAUUGAAAAGUUCAAGCAAAAAGUUCUAAAUUCUAAUGCACCGUACAUGUGAGCGAGCGGUGCAACAAUUUAAUUGAAUAUAAAUUAGAUAAAUAAAUUAAAAUGCUACUUAUUUACGCGAAAACUUUUAUAAUUACGAUGUUUUUGGCGACGGCCGCGGGUGAAGUCGGAGAGGAUGAUCUAAACGAUGUAUCGGAUCAGAUUUACGGUGUGAAAAUAAACAAAUGUUGUGAACUUGAUGAAAUCAUGGUGGACUCCGUGUGCAGAUUGGUCAAACUGUUUAAUGAAAGUGCAUGGGAGCCAGAGUUUAAGACUGAAGAUGGUAAAAUUGCAAAAGUAAAAUAUUAUAACUAUAUUACUGGCGUGCCAGACUGUGAGACAACCCAACAGCGCCCUAUAUUUGAUUUGGGAAAAUCUGAAGAUGAACUAAAGUUGUUAGCUGAUGGGAGACUCCAGCAUUUAAUCCACCAUCAUCAUAGUGUUGGUCAAAUUAAAGACGAUCUGCUCAUAACAAACACAUACAGCAUACACGAGGCCAUUGCUCUACCUGAAGCGAAGGAGCCAUCAUCUUAUAUACACGAUCAAGCUAAAUACUGUAUGGAUAAGAUACUAAUAACGAGUUCGAACAUGACAGGCCAGUACGGACUAGUAUGCAUCCCAGAAGUUAUAAUAAAUUGGAAAGAGACAAGUUUUCUCAUGAAGAAAAUAUUGAAUCCUGUUUUCCACGCCAUUGCUAUGGUGUUAUAUCUGUUGGUAGCCAUAAUAUAUUUUGUUUUGCCAACUCUACGUGACCUUGCUGGGAAUAUAAUAACUACUAUCAACAUAUGUUUGAUAGUCAGUCAAGCUGCCGAUCUUGUUAGGAUAUUUACUGAGUUGAGCAAUCAUGUUAGUUUUAUGGUCACAGAUAUAAUUUUAUACAUAAGUCUUUUGGGAGCAUUCUUCUGGUUAAACAGUUUCGGUUUUUACAUCUGGAAGACGUUCAAUCUGUCUUGCAGGUCUAGGAAUGUCUUCUUGCGUGUAACCGACGUCCGCAAAUACUGUUACUACUCGAGCGUGGUGUGGUCUGCGGUUGGUGUCAUGGCCGCCAUGGCGAUCUGCGCCCACUUCCUGCUGGACUCUGGCACCAACCCUUACAAGAAGAUGAGGCUGUCCAACACCAUCAUACUUGAGGAUGUGGAACAGGAAACUAUUGGAUGGCUGGGAAUCGCUGUAUUUUUCACGCCAGUUGCGUUCACAAUAAUCUUUAACCUUUUCUUUUACGUGACGACGCUCAAAGUUAUCAAACGCAUAAACAUAUAUGGAAGGAUACAUUACAAGCUGAAAGGAUGUUUCGAUCUAUUCAUGCAGCUAUUCCUCAUAAUGACAGUAGCAUGGCUAUUCCUAUUGCUGUCAUGGCUCAACUUUGACGGACUGUUCUACGCACACAUAGUCGUCAAUUUACUGCAAGCUAUCCUCAUCUUCUAUGUGUGUGUGGUCCGACAAUCGCAUGUUACGUUUUUGUUGAGAAAAAGCUGCUGUUACGCAGAACCUAUACCAACUGGUGAGUGGGGCGACGAAAUGACUCAUAUGAACGGUGGGAACUAUUAAUUAUAAAAAAAAAAUAUGUUUUCGAGACUGAAACUGCGGAAUUCAUGGUUAUACCCCGCGCUAUGAAACAAGUCCCUUAGACGCAGCGCUAACGUCAUAAUAGCGGUCUUAUUGUCAUUUGUGUAAGGAGCUGUUAAUUUUAGUUCACGUUUUAACCGCGGGACUUCUUUUGUGGCGCGGAGUCUAGUGCUGUAGUUUUUGUCAAAUAGUCGUCUCUGAACACGAGGCGUAUUGCUGUGCAGUGUACCGAAGUGAAGUUGGCAAAACAUACGAUACUUUCGCAGUUCGGUGUCUGGCAAACUUCAGAGACGACUGUUUCGCUACAGCUAUUUUAUUCAAAGAUAAUAUGGAAGUAAUUAUUAUGUAGACGAGUUGUAUGCAUCUACUAAACUGAGCGAAAAAAACGCGCUUAUAAGCAAACAGUCUAAGCGAGCGAUCCGAGCGAUACAGGAUUCAUAAGUAAUGAAAACAAGUUAUACAGGGUGUUGCGGAGUUUAUCCCAUAACUUUAAGGUGUUGACAAGUCCACAUAUAGAAGUCUAACUGCAUAACUAAUUUUUUUAACAAAAAUGAACUUUUUGUUUUCAUACAAAGUAAUUCAAAUAAUUCCGACUGACCAUGUAACACACGUCUUUAUCUAUCAUUGCAUUGUUAAAUACGUAAUCGUAGUGGUAAAACUGUCGAUAUCGACAAGAUAUUGCAACUGGCACUGCGUACAUCACUAGUAAUUUAUCAAUGAAUAAGUUUGGCUAGGUCAUAAUAUAAGGAUGCGACAUAUGGGACACAAUUUAAGAUCUAUUUACAAAAGAAAUAUUUUUUACUCCGAAAAUAUUCAUUUUAGAACAUGUUCCUUAGACGUUUUUAAACAAUGUUCCAUACAGAAUAUAUAAAGUUAUGGGAAAUACUUCCGAGCAUCCUGUAUAAAGCGUAAAGUGAGGGUAGCGCAAUUUAUACUAAUAUCAUAAAGAGGUGAAGUUUGUGAGGUUGUAGCGGAUAAUCUCCGGAUACCGAUUUUGAAGAUAAUUUUGCCAAUGUGGCUUACAAGUGGUAUAAGAAUUUUCGAAAUCGGUUUAGUAAAUCCAGAAAUUAGCCCCUACAAUUUUUUUACUUCUAAAGUGAGGUAGCAGAUACAUUGUAUCAAUCAAAAAAUUAUUGCUAUAAUCUCUUUAACCAAUGGUAAGCAACCAUAGAAUAUGACAAAUCUACAGCUUUAUGCCUUAUCUCAAACAAUUAAUUAAUGCACACUUAUACAAAAAAUAUAUUAUUAGAUUAGGGAAACAAAGACUUAGGGAAUCUCGAGGUUAAAUGUAGUGCCUUAUAUAAUAUGACAACGACUAAAGCUUAAAAGCACACUUUUUAUUAUGUCCCUCUAUAAAAAAUGGAAAUUUUAAAAUUAUAAUACUCGCUAAACGAAUUUUAAAUCGAAUUUUAAUACGUCGAUUUUAAAACUAACAUGUAAGUGACGUUUAUUAGCAAUUAGUUGAAAACUGUGCAGGAAUGGACUAUUCGCUAACGUAGUUGCUAUCAGAAAUGAAAAGCCACCGAACUUUGUAAUUAAAUGGUUUUCCAAGUACGAACUAUUUUCGUAUCAUUCGAUAAUGUUGCAAUAUAAAACGUACGUACCGUUAAUUUUUAAAAGACACUGAGUUAGCGAAUAAACAAAAUGAUCAGAUAAGUGAAAUACCAUCGCCAUAUUCGGAUGAUUUGUUUAUUUAUUUGACUUAAAUCGAUAUAAGUUAUUAAACUGACUUAAUUUUAUAAAUUCUGCACAACUGUUAAAGUAGCCAUCUAUUUUGUAUUCCACUUCAUAGUAACAUGUGCCUUAGAAUAUAUAAAACGAAGAGUAUUGUGUCCAAGCAAUAUCGACUAUAGAAGUAUUUAUACACACAAUCUUAUAGGUUGUAAGUUAAAAUUCAAAUCUUCCUACACAUACACGCUUGUAGAUUAGACUCUAGACUCUAGAUUAGUAGAAAAAGUUAGAUCUAAAGCUUCCACAAAACUUGUCUAAAUUGAGUGAAUUUGAAAACUUUAAAUGUGUUAGUUAAUUAAAAGUUUGUAAAUUCGUUAAUUUUCUUAAGGAAGCCAAUCACUUCUAUGCGCAUUAUAUGUCUAGGAUCAUGAAAAGAUAUAAAAUAAUAUAAAUUUUUAAUAAUAAGAUGCCACUAAAUUACUGUACAUGAAUGAUUUGGAAUUCUUUUGCAACUGUUGCAAUUUAAUAAAGGAGAUGGUCCAAAAUUGUAUGGAGCCCAGGAUCAGUCAAUGUACCCUGGCGGAAAUAAAAGAAAAUAUUUUUUUAACUGUUUUUGAAUAUACCAAUCUACGAAUUGAUUUUAAUUCUUUCCAAACAAUAUUUAUUUUCUCCCAAGAAAUACAACACUAUUAUGGGUAACAAUGGCGGAUUGAUGACGUUCAAUGCAGUAGUCGAUUUGACGUUUGCUGUCAAUUGUCAUGUCAUAGUUGCUUUAGGGGCGCCAUUUUGUUAUAACUCAAAUACUUGGAUUUUAAUUUUAUUUAUUCAUUUUUAUUUAGUUAGAUUUAUUCAUUUAUUUAGAUUUUAAUAAAAUAGUGGACCUGAAAUGGCCAAGACCAUCUCCUUUCUUUUUUUUAAUUUAAUAAAUAAUUUGAUGGUGCGCGCUAUUGUCAGUAAUGGUGCAAAUCGAGAAGUUUAUUUUGUGGUUUACAUGCCUACACAUAUUCACGACAUUGAAACGCUUAACUAUAAUUAUUAUAAGAUUAAGAAUUUUCUUUGAGCUCAUAAAAGAUACUUAAUUUUAUUAUUGCUCAUUUUGCUAGAUCAAACCAAAAUUUAUUAAUUAUCUUCAAUUUAGUAAUAAAUUUACUAUCAGUUUCAGUAAAUAUUUGUAUGUGCACAAUAACAAGUAAGACUAUUUUUUUAUAUAAAAUGUGUUUCCUAUUAUUAACAUAAUUUGUACUUUAUAUUUAUAGUUUAUAUUCGGGCUCAUUGAUGAUACUUAAUUAAUUUUAAAUUGGACCAAAAUUAUUCCUUAGUUGUAUUAAAUUAACAUUUUUAAUUAUAGGCUAAUUAUUGUUUGUAUAAUUUCCCUAAUUUUAAGAAUAACAAUGAUUUCUUGUAUAUUUGACAAGUUAAGGAAAACUCUAAAGUGAAAACACAAAAUUUGUAAGACUGGCAAUUUUUUUGUAAACAAUGAUCUUUUUGUCCGUCCCAAUGUUUACAAUAAGGUAAAAAUAGACGUGUCGUUGAUUGUAAAAGUACUCCAAUUUUUUGUGUAUAUUAAAUCUCUUAUAAUAUUAUAAAGAAACGUGCAACCUUGCCUUCAUAAAUGGUGUUACUUGUUUUAAUAACUUUUUUUACACAUCAUUGCACAAGAAAACCACAUUUAUUAGAAAACCAAUUAAAUGGAGAUAGUUACAAUAAACGACAUCUCUCGUGUGUGUAGCUAUAAACACGUAGACAGUGAAAGAAAUAGGCGAUUAACUGGCCUACCGUUGUCAGUCAAAGGAUUUUUUACAUCAAAAUUCAUAAUACUGCACUAAAUCAUUAUUUUACCAAUAUAUUUUAAGCUUGCUUAACACUUGCACUCACUCUUCACUCACUUGCAACUCACUUCAUUUACAAAUUGCAACUAGUGAAGGCUCCAAUUUUGUGCUUACACAAUUUUUUUUUAAUAACAGCAGGAAAAUCUAUUACAUCACAUUUCAAAUUGUCAAAUUUGGACUGCCCUUCCGGCGUUUGUGUUUCCUGACAGUUGUAAUUGUAUACACCUUCAUUGGCAUACGUGCAACCAAAUAUCGAAUUUGUUUCAAUUCUUUACAGAGUCCACACAUAAGUUGUUCUUUUUUGAGGUAAUGCAACGGAUGCUAAUUAUUCGUCUAUUUCUUUGUCUACGUAUAAGCAGCUAGAUAUUUAUAAUCUAAUUUGGAAAUGAUUUUUGCUCUCUUGCACUAAUGUUUAACUUGAUCACUGUUUACACUAUAACUUUGUAUGAUUUAUGAUCUGUAGGAACUUUUAUAUAUUCUUUAAUUUUAUUCCUAAAUAAUCCAUAAAAUAUUAGAAAUAAAAGCGUCAUAGUA
Molecule: messenger RNA, 5816 nt
Organism: Bicyclus anynana (squinting bush brown)
Lineage: Eukaryota; Metazoa; Arthropoda; Insecta; Lepidoptera; Nymphalidae
Gene: mthl5
Product: probable G-protein coupled receptor Mth-like 5
Exons: 8
Coding region: 280-1764 (494 amino acids)
Biological process (GO): cell surface receptor signaling pathway
Cellular component (GO): membrane
Molecular function (GO): transmembrane signaling receptor activity
Source: RefSeq, a predicted model, not a curated record